CAAUCUUCAAAGUGUGUGUCCGUCUCCGUGUCAAAAACCUCCGCAUGAAAUGGAAAUCCAGUACAAACCAUAGCAUUUUUGUGCAGAAGAAGGUGAGUGAGUAAUUGCGAACGACAAGGAAACAUACGUACCUAGUUCCCUGUAGGCUCAGCGCGAGUGGUUUUUCAUCUGCAUCUAACUCUGCGUAACAUCCAGAAUUAAGUGUGUAGUUUCAUCUUCCUUUUCCUUUCGGUACCGUGACCGACAAUCAUGCCCAUCGUCCGGUGCCACCACCGAAGAACAGCAGUACAGAAUCCGGGCGUCAUGGUGGCCCGAUCGGUGAGAGUGCCGUUUCUGUUAGCAGUCCUACUUUGGAGCUCGGCGCAUUUAGAUGUCGCGAGAAGCCGAGCCGUGGGGUGUCAGACAAGUGACUGCGAGACCGUGGCGCGGUCGCGGCCAAUGGAGACAGAGUUUGAGCGAACAACUGAGAACCCAGUUGCCGGCAUCGCGCUUUCAGCACCAGCAACACGUGUGCAGGGAAUGCUUCCGAUGCGGCGUGGCAGGAAGCAGCAGAAAAAAUCGACGGCAGCCCGCGUCAGAGGCGCCCUACUCAGUGCCGGAGCAGCACUCGGAAUUUUGCAAGGGCGACCACUCGUCCAGGCUGGCAUUCAUCAAAGGCCAGGCAGCACUACGCUUCAGCCAGGUCCUUGUCGCAGUUUUCUGUCUACGCCGACAGCGCCGAUUCUUUCCGCAACUAAUCGCAAGAAUAACGGCGGGGCACUAACAUGGCUCAAAAGCGGAGCCUCGGUACAACGAAAUUCGGUGCUAAAGCACUAUGAUCGCCGACAUCGCAGUGCAGUUGUGGCGACACAGCCAAGAACGCAGCUGCGCGCCGGGAAUGGGAAUAAAAAUGGAGCAGGCCACGACGACCUUUUCCGUCCGGGCAAAGACGGCAACUACGACCGCACACACUUUUGGCGGAGCAACUCGAAACUGAAAGGCCUGAAAAGGGUAUUCCGCUACAUGCUGACCCGGAAAGCGCAACACGACGCGCAGCUGUUGGCGGCGCAGUGGAAACUCGAGGAGGUCCGAUGGAAACUAGAGCAACUGCGGCUGGAUCAUAAAACUGCCGAUAUGAAAAAUGCGUCGACGAUGGGUGUUUCCUCUGACGCAGCUGACGAUGCGCGAGAUAUGACAGUGAAAAACGCUUCGAGUCCGACCUCCGCGGGAUCAUUAUCAACAGCAGGAUCUUCCGCGUCCUCCGUAGUGUCACCCAAUUCCAAGGAUCCCUCUCUCGACGACGCGGCGCGCCGUCGCGGGAAGGACCGGCUUCCGCUGGCCGACCCAGAGUUCUUCGAAGAUGUUCAUGAUUUGGAACAAGAGCGUGAUGGCAACAUAGACGAUGGGUUUUUUCCUGGAAGUGAUUCUGAUUUGCCUGGUGCUUCAGGACCUCCGCGGAAUUAUUUCAACAAAAAUUCAUCGUCAUCUUCGAGCGCGAGUGCUUCUCCAACACCUCCUGGAAGCGGCGAGGAUGCUGGCGGCAAGGAUGUUGAAGGUACUACUUCUAGAAGCACCUCCGAUACUUCUAGGCGAAUGGAUAAUGCUCCUUCUUCGGAAGAUGAUCAAGAUUCCAUCGCAUCCCGAAUCGACUGGCACACGACCGGCACGAGACGUGCUUCUGGUUUUUAUUUUCAAAAUCCUAAGAGUCAUAAACCAGAAAGAGCAGCUCGUGAGGGGCGCGUGAGACGUCGAGCUGGGACAGAUACUAAGCUGCCUGAUCAAGAUCAUGAUGAUGUUCUUUCCAGUCCUGAAGAAAGAGGUCGUGCAGAAGAUGAUGCUGAGUCCUCCUCCGAUGACGGUGGAGGUGGUUGGCUGUUCGGCCGUGGCCACCGCAGCCGGAGCCAUAAGAACGCCAAAAAUGAUCGGAAAAAUAAUGAAAAUGCUGACCGGGCCAAGAGCAAGAAUUACAACGAGAUGAGACAUCAAGACAGUCGAAGCAAUGCCGAACGAACUGUAAACUUGAACCUCACUCCAGGAGAGCAGGAAGCGUUGAGUGGCGACGCGGGCGGCGAUUCUGCCAGCGGCGCUGUGGGAAGUAAAGGUCGUGAUCACGAGGACGAUCUGCUGGGCCAUUUUGCUCAUUUCGGUACUAACGCGUCUGGGUUUUUUGAAGAUGAUUUUUCUGGUAACUACGAAAAGACCGACAGAGGGGACGAAGAACUACGUCAAGAAGAGUCGCCCCUGUUGCCCAGUUUGUCAAAAGUCCUUCUCGACACCACCGCGGGGCGCGAGGCACUGGACGAGCUGUUUACCUACUGGAUUGUGUGCCCACUCGACACGCACCGGGAUCCGGAGCUGGAAUUUUUGGUCAAGGAGAUCGAGCUGCUGUUUCAGGAAGAUUGGGCAAACUGCGUGGAAAAGCGGGUGUUGGUGUGGGCGCGGAGCCAUGCGGAGAAAGAGCAAAUGGAACUGCAGGAACAUGUACCAAUUUUUCUGGACUUAUUUCUGGAUUAAGUUCGCUACAUGUAGUAGACAACACAAAGCGCAAAAUGUGUUUCGUGAAGGAAGAGACGACUGGAUGGUAGUGCUGGUCGCUGUUAGAGUUUUGCUUUCGGAUUUUCCAACCUGAAGUUUUCUGUGUCCGAUAAAGAUGAUCAUGAUCUUCUCUCAUAGCACUAGUCCAGGUGCUUCAACAUUCUCAUUCAAACUGGAAACAAGGAAGUGCAAAUGCACAUGUCAAAGUCAAAAAUCGCGUCUAUCACAGCGUGCUUACCUCGAGGCCUGUUGGGCAUUGCCUGCGGUGAACCGAGACGAGAUGUUGGGCAAGGCACGGGCUGCUACAGAAGCAGAAGCCAAUGCAGAAUUGGAGCAGGGUAAAAAUAAAGCCAAUACUAAAAAACUUCCACCAGCAAAGCCACCUGUUCUGCCCGAAGACAUGAAAGGAGUGCUCGAUCGCAUCGCAGCCACGUCGCGAAUCACGCGGAAGGUAAACCGAGGAAAUCGGCGGUCGGAGGGUUCUAGUAGUGGAAAGAACCCAAGGGCAGCUACCGGUGCGGAUGCAGCACCAGGACCAGAACAGCGUUCUGGUAGGAGCCCCACUGCUGCAAAUCGGACCUCGCCGGAACAAAUAGCAGGGAACAAGAUGUCGGAGCACGAUCAAUCAUGCGAGGACCAGAGUUCGUCCGCAGGUGCACAAGGUAACGAUAGGAAGAAGUCCUCCUCUGAGGUCGAAGACGAGGAAGGGGACACAUAAAAAAGCUAACCACACCAAACACGCGAAUUCAAAAAAUAACAACCGUUUAUAGAUUUUCCAUAUGCAUUUGCAUCGUUUGCAGCUCGUGCGCAUUUAUUCGUGCCGCAAAGUGGGAGCCUCCGUUUUAUUCAAGCAAAGGAAGCUCCUGUUGGCGUGGCGGCAAGAUCGAAGAUAACCUAGAUUUGAUAAGUAUUAAGUAGCUUCACGGUGAGAGGUUUGAUUGACUGCUCCAUGACACUCAUGAGAGACAAAACGAUGGGUCCUAUUCUUUAUCUUUUUGUUUUUGAAUUAAGAUUGACUUUUUCGAUAUACGCCCUACCAGCACUGCCUGCCUUGCAUUUUCCAUUGCUCAGCUUGAUACACGCCGUGUCCGUACUAGAUAUUGCCUGUGCAGCUCCUUAACAAAGAAAUACACAUGAUGCGUGAAGAAGCAAACCUGAAUAGGAUUUUCUCUACUAAUAUAGCACGCCAACUACACGUUCCUGUAGCUGUACAUAGUUGUACCAACCGCUCGGUCUCUACUAGAAGUAGCCACUAAUAUACCGAUGAUUCUAAAUAAUCCUGCUCCUGAUCCAUCGCGACCUAGAAGUAGCCAAUUAUAUUCCAACGAGUCUAAAUCCAAUACCAAUAGAUUAAAAACUUGAUUCUACGUCGCCAGUAAUGAGCAAAUAUGUGUAGUUGCAGUUUCUCUAUCGAUAUGCCAGUACCUACUAGCUUCAUACCGCCGCGCGCGGCUGCUCGUGGCGAAGGCGACGGGAAACGAAAGUCGGAGUUGACGUUAGUCGUUUCUCGAUACCGCGACACCAAGUACUAGAUGCACUCGACGACUAGAAUGAAAUGCUGCCCAACACUUGUUGCCUUUACCAGCAUGAAUUUGCUUACACUCUGGGGUGUAAACAGAUUGCAUUAUUACCAGAAAAAAAAAAUAGUUGCGCUCGCGUUUGCUUGAAACGAAAAAACUCCACA
Amoebophrya sp. A120 is the source of this 4198-nucleotide messenger RNA. The record is from the annotation of a GenBank genome assembly. Lineage: Eukaryota; Dinophyceae; Syndiniales; Amoebophryaceae.